This is a messenger RNA of Alosa sapidissima (American shad), 6951 nucleotides long. It is a transcript of the gene nexmifb, whose product is annotated as neurite extension and migration factor b. The transcript has 2 exons. Gene Ontology annotation, biological process: negative regulation of cell-matrix adhesion; negative regulation of cell adhesion mediated by integrin; negative regulation of neuron migration. Gene Ontology annotation, cellular component: nucleus. Lineage: Eukaryota; Metazoa; Chordata; Actinopteri; Clupeiformes; Clupeidae. Bases 35 to 4021 code for a protein of 1328 amino acids. The record is from RefSeq and is a predicted model, not a curated record.
ACCACCACCACCACCACCGUCCACCCCUGGAGCCAUGGAGCCCACAGCGGCCAUCUCAGUCCUGGGGGAGGACUGCCUCCUUCCCCAGAGCCGCUCCUGUCUUGGCUGCUUUAUCGAGACGAAGGACGGCACCAUCCCCUCCGACUCCGAGCCCGGGGUCAGCCUCAAGAUGGCCGACGCCUGCCGGGGCGAGUACGACGCCUGCCCCAUUGCGGACAUCGGCAUGCAGUGCAUGAGCAGCGGUGAAGUGGCCGGCUACGGGGACCAGCUGCUCUCCGACCAGCUGCUGAGCUUCCCUCUGCCCAAGCCCAUGCCCGUAGACAAAAAGGCAGAUGACAGAACGACGGACAGUGACACGGAUGACCCAGCAACCAAAAACCUGUACGAUGGUCUGCUCCUCGACAAGUGCAACGGGGAGGAGGUGCUUCUGGCCAACACGACCCAGGACUGGGGCUACAUCGAGUCCUUCAUCAGCGAGAGCAAGAUCGAGCUGCUGGACCUAUGCUCUAAGAACGAUCUGUCCGUAAACCUCUUCUCCGAGGAGGACGUCGACAACUACAUGUUUGACGAUGACGACGACGACUCCACGCUGAGCAGCGACGUGUGUUCCCUGAAGAUCCGCUACGAGUCCUUCCAGGACAACAUGCGCGAGAAGACCAACGUGCUCCAGGAGGAGACCCAGUUCAACUUCUUCCCCAGCGUCCUCGUCAACUGCCCCAAAAAGGAGGACGGCCCUGGGCGGAGAGGGGCCAAGGAGCUCCCUCGAAGGCCUGGGGACGAAGAGGAGGAGGAGGAGGAGGAGGAAGACCUCUGCCUGUCGGAUGAGGGUGAGGGUAAAGCCGAGAGAUGCACCAGCCCAGGAGAGGGCUGCUCUCCAGACUACAGCCCCAAGAUGGAUUACUUUGUGGACUCCAGCGACUCGGCGGAGGAUUCGGGGGAUUACAGCGAUGACAGUUCCUACACCGGCUCCUCGGUGGAAGCGUUCCCGGACGGAAAGCCCAAGCGACAGCUGGGAAGGAAGGGCGGCGGGGCGUCCAACCACCCGAAUUACGGGCUGAGGGCCAAGAGAAAAGUGAGAUACAGCGACGACUACCUGUACGACGUGGACUCCAUCGAGAGCGAGAGGAGCGCUGCCGAGAAGCGCGACAAGCAGGCUCCGGGCCAAAAGGAGGAACGAGAUGACGACUGGUGCCCCAAGAAGCGACGGAAGUCGUCCCGCAAAGAGCCACCCGUCAUAAUCAAGUACAUCAUUAUCAACAGGUUUAAGGGAGAGAAGCACAUGUCUGUUAAGCUGUUCAAAAUUGAUCCAACAGUCACGACUGUGAGCUUAGACACAGAGGCAAUGAGCAAAUAUGAAAAGCUGGCUCCUCUGAAGCAUUUCUGGCAGGAGCAACAGCGGGAGCGAGAGGAGCAGCUUAAGCUGGCUCUGCGAGAUAAACCCAAUUUCCAUCCAAACGGUCGCCACCGACCCUUUAGUUCCAGUCCCCCGAAGAGGAAAUACAAGUUUGCAAACAGAUUUAGGAUUCAGAGGAUUCAAACUGUGGAGCAAUCUCCCACGAGGCAGGGUUCCUCAGCCUCUGUGAGCGAAGAGGGCAGCGGCGUGAAAGACGGUGCCGUGCCGGUAGGAAUCCCAUUACCGCUUUCGGCACCGGGCGGCACGGGCUCAUUAGACACCGGCGACAUCACGUACACCACCACGCCGAAGAGCAGAUCUCAGCAGCAGCGGGAAGAGAAGAGGAUUGGCAACAAAAUUGUGCGCAUCCGCAAAUUCAAAAGCGAGGCCAGGCUGCAGAGCAGGAAACUGCAGCGGGCGGGGGUAGGGGAGGAGGGGAGCGGGAUGAGCUCGGCUCCUCUUCCUCCUCCUCCUCCUCCUCCACCGACACAGCAGCGGCACGCCGCAGACUCCUCCACAGGCGUUGAGGAAGCAGAGUCGACCUCUGCACAGGCCCCACACAGACUAGUGGAGGGCCAGGUCAUGGAUGCAGGUGACACGUUCACUUUCACGCCCUCCGACCUCUGCACCCCCACAGCCAAUGACAAACCCACUCCCCCCGCCACCGAGGCAGUGGGCGAUGGCGAUGUGCCCGUCAUCCCCGGAGGUUACCUCCAGACGCUCCUCGAUGGCUCCGAUUCCUCCAGCAGCGCCAGCAUCGCCUACUUCCCCCAGCAGACGUCCCAGCAGUACCCGGUGCUGGGCCUGUCGGUGGAGGAGAAGCAGUUCUCCUCUCUGCAGCUGGCCCAGAGCUGUGUUCUUUCACCGCCCUCCGAGUCGGAGCUCCAGCAGUCGCCCCAGAACUGCCCCAGCUUCACCCAGAUGUGGCCGUCCCAGCUGUGCCACAAUCAGCAGUUCGUGCCGGACAUCCCCGAGACCCCCAUCCUACCCGACGGCUUCCCCAAGACCCUGCCGGUGCCCGUGUCCGCGGAAGACAUGACCGCCGUGACCGGCUACAGCCAGGUGAGCCUGGAAGGCGACCGAGUGCUGUACGAGAAGAACUACCUGCCCGAGCAGCCGAUGGCGCCCGCGGACGGUGACUUCCAGGCGUGCCAAGUGCCCUGUGUGGACGGGCAGCUGCAGUUCCAGCGGGGGACGCUCAACACUGACCACGGGCGGCUCACCAGCUUCGACUCCAUGGGCUCUCUGUCCGGGGCCUCCAGCAACUACAGCUCCAUGAGCAUGAAGUCGUGCGAGAAGGAGGGGACCGGCGGUGGGGCCAGCGAGGAGGACGCGUCGGGCGAGACCUUCCUGGCCCACUGCAGCCCCAAGGUGGUCAUCCAGCAGAGCGUGGAGGCCAUCACGCCCUUGCGGGAGUCCACCGACCUACUGGACAUCUCUAACUUCACCCCGGAUAAGUUCCGCCACACGUCCCUGUCUGAGCUCUCCCCGCCCGAAACGCCCAACCUGUCCCCGCAAGUGAAGGGCAGAGAGAUGAAGAUCGCCGGUGGCAAAGCCCUCGAGUACCAGGAUGUUGGCGACGACAUGUCGUGGAACUGUAACAUGAUGGAGCAGUCGGACCACGUGGCAGCUGCCGCCUACACAGGCGACAACCAUCAGUUUCAGAUGCACAUUUUUAACACCAACGGAGCUACCGGUGGCAUCGUGCCGGACGACAAAGACACGGGCGUGGUGGACUUCGAGGCACAAGCUGGUGAGGUGGUGGGCUGUGGGGCAGUGAAGGGCACAAAGUCGAAGAAGAGAAAUGGGGGCAAGCAAGCAGCAGGAGAAGGGGUGAAGAAAGUCCGGGCCCCGAAAGCGGCCAAGGCGGAAAAGGCCAAAGUGCCGCGUCAGAACUCACGGUCGUCCAAAAAGCUCAAAGCCCACCUGGAGGAGAAGGCCGGGAAAGGGAAAGUGGGCACGUCAAAUCAGGCGGCCGGGGACUGGCCCGGUGUGAGCUGGCCAGACGGAAACAGUCACACCAACGUCGACGACCAGCGUGAGUUUGAGGAGCCGUCCAACAUCCUGUCCAACAUUGUGUCCGGCAUGGCAGAGGUCCAGCGGUUCAUGAUGGCCUCCAUCGAGCCGCUGUGGGGGCCCACAUCCAGCGUGUGCGCCGCCCCAGACGCCAACACCCUCAAGCUGAAGACCCUCAAGAUCCUGGCCGGCACGACCCCUGACCCUAAGAAGAAGGGAGCGACGGGGGCCGGGGGCAAGGGCCGAAAGGCCGGGGGCAAGGGGGCCAAAAACCAGGCCAAAUUUAACCCUUUCUUCCCUCAGCUCGCUCUGGGCUGCAACAUGUUCGAUAAACCCAACCUCUGCAUACCUGGUAUCAACGGACCAGCGCACAAAAAGAUGUACCGUCACAAAACCAGUGCAAAGUUCCCCCGCAUCGAGAACAUUAAGGGGAAGCGAGCCGAUCGAGAACCCAGUAAGGACAUAGCACUGAUGGCCUCCUUUGAAAAGCUGAGAAAAUGGAUGCCCCCUUCUUGCCGUCUCCCUCAUACUGCCUGGCAUAAAGCACGGUGGGAAUGUUCCACUUCCUGUGCUGAGGCCGACGUCUGCUUCUGUGUGACCAAGGCGUCAUAAAAAAAAUGCAUUAUGGGACCAUAUACCAUAUUGAUGACAUAUCAGAUAAACAUUUUGUCCUAAUCUUUAAACUGUUGGAAUGAUUAAUUUCUUUGUGUUCGGUAUUAUGACCUUAUAUGCUUUUACCUGUUUUUUGUUUUCUUUUGAAGAACUGGUGUCUUAAAAGUAUAUUCAGUCAUUUGAUUAUUUUAAGUCUUAAUUCUUUGUUCUCAGUGUCAAUGUACAGAAAUGCACUAUUUGCAUAUAAGGAGAAAAUACUGACUUCUAAAAGUUAAUGUGCCAAAUGUAAAGUUGCUGUGUACACAUUUCUAAUGACCAAUAUGAACAUAGGCUUUUCAUAUCUCUACUUUGUGUCACAAUGAAGAAGAAAAAAAAACACUUUUAUUGUCUUAGCUUUUGGAGAGCUGACAUUCCAGAGUUUUGUCCUUUUUUUGUUUUCUUUUGAUUUGGAGUAUUUGGACCCCGACUGUAGAAACGCACCUGCAGCUGACAGUGGUACACACCACGCAACCAAAACCACAAAGCCCUCUGGACAUUUGUCACCGCUCCGUUUGCCAAAUUUAGUUUUACCUCAGAAUUGCAGUGGCUUUGUGAAAAGGAAAUGAGAAUCUGAAAAAAGACUCAACUGAAACAAGAGGCUUCAAGAAAAUAACAAGGAUCUUAUACAUGUUGUUUUGCCAAGGCAGAGAAGGCACAUUAUCUGAAUGAAUAGUGAAGCCAUGGCACCACUGACAAUGAGCUAUAGCUUCUUGGUGGAGAUCCCCAAACAUCUGUCACUCGAAUGGAUUCAUCCACUGCACAGUCAGUGUGGAUAUACUGAUAUGGAAACAAGGUACAAUUGCGCCUCUGGCUUCUGCUCAUACCUCACCAGGUAAUAUCUGUUACUAAUGGUCUCUGCAGUAAUUUGUAUCACACCUGUCAUACCUGGCUUCACAAAGGACCCAGAGACCUAACCCAUUUUCUUGUACUCAUUCAUUCCUUUAUCACCACAUCAUUGGUAUUUAUGUCUAAUCCAACGUAACUGAAUGAAAGACAAUACUUACUCUAGCCUGUAUCAUCAGAGGAUUCUGCACUAGGUUGCCUUUAAUCUAGAUUAUCUUUUAAGAUUUUUUUUUAUGUGCUGUUAACAGGGUGAGCCUUUGAAGCUCUGCAUGAAAAUUAGACUCACUAGAUGCCAUGAUGACAGACGGAGUGUAACUGUGUUGAAAACAUUGACAUUUUUUUGUAUUCAGAUUCAGUUAAACUAUGUCGAUUGCUUUUUCAACAAUGUGCACCCAUGAACUGUGCCAAACAGCAAGAUAUUUGAAUGCAUUUACAACCUAUAAUCAUUUUGAUAAUUGAUCAAACACUGUUCUCUCAGAAACUGCAAUCGAGUUUUUAAAUUUUGCUUGCUCAUUAAUGCAUGUUUUUGAAGUUGUUCAGUUUCCUCAGCAGAUUGAAUGGGAAAAAAGCAAAAAAGAUGCAUGAAAUUCAAAAUGGCUUUGGGUUUUUUCGCUGUUUUUGGGGUGUGUUUUGCUGUAAAUUGUAUUCCUUCUUGUUUUUGCCUAUCGCUCUCACUUACAGUAACAGCAUGCUAACUCUCAGGCCUUUGUUCCAUUCAUGUACACAAUUCUCCCUCUCUCUCUCUCUCUCUCUCUCUCUCUCUCUCUCUCGUGCUCUCUCUCCAUUGACUGGCAGCAUCUUCUAAUACCAGCUACAUCUCUCUCUCUCUCUCUUGCUCUCUCCCUCUCUCUCUGACACACACACACAACACAUUGGUUUUGUUUCACCUUUGUCUCAUUUCACGGAUGGCCUUGGGUGUUGGCCAAAGAGAGCCAGAUAAAAAAUCAAAGAGGCAGAGGUAGGCUAGAAUGGACAUUUCCAGAACAGUCCGUGCCCAGCCGGCCUUGUGUACUGUGGCUUGGCUUGUGAGCAGUAGAUCUAUCUCUGCCCCACCUCUCUGAGCUCUCUCUAUAUCAGGCCAUGUCUAGAAUCAGGAGAGGCCAUGGACAAAAAGGAACCCGCACACUGGACCUGGUGGUCCAACUGUCUGCCUUCUCUCAUCUCUGCCUAUAUGGUCGACUGAAUGUACUUCUACAUGUUUUUUGUACAAUGUGCCACUGUUAAGCUGCCUCUUCUAAAUGGUGCUAAGAAAGCAAACUGAAAACUCUCCCCUCACCUCUCACAGAGAUAACAAAAUAGGAAUUGCAGAAGAGAGAAAAAAAUACCACCCUCCUCAUGAAUGUAUAUGAUAUUGUUAUGUUUGAUGUAUUCAUGCCAUGAUUAUUUGACAUUGAUUGGGAUUACUUUAUGCAUUUUUUUGUUGAAAAGAAUAUUGAGCUUUAUAAAUAUUGUCUAGAGUUGUUAACAGAGGGAUUCUUAAAGAGCUCUUGACAUUACAAAAUAUUGUAUAUUUUUCUGUGUGCCAAUUUGUAACAUAUUUUGUAAGUGUCUAUUUUUCUUAGAAAGUGCUGUGAAGUAUUUGUGUGUGUAUGUGUGUGUGUGUGCGCGUGUGAAUGUGUGUUUGUGUGUUUGUAUGUGUGUGUAUGUAUGUGGGAGUGUGUGAAAGUAACCUUUUUUGGGCCUUGGCAGGCUGUAAAAAGGAUGUACAAUGACAAGUUCCUGGUUUUAAAAACCAAAAUAUAAAAGUGAAUUACGGCAUACAAAAAAACUACAUUUUGUCGGGAGUUUUGUAAUAAGACUUUGAUCUUGUCGUGAGAGUGUGUGUUGUGUUACUGUGACAAACAGAAAUAAGCAAGCAAACAAAACAUGGAGAAAAAAUGACUUAAAUUUGUGAUCUAUUGCUGUUUUAUAGAUUUUCAUGUAAAUUAUUCUAGUAUUAUUUUGUUUUUGUUGUAACUGUUGCAAAAGUUUUAAAUAUUUGUGAUCAAGCCUGUAUGGUGAUAAUGUACUAUUGGUAACUUGCUGAGUUUUGUAAUAAUGUUUAUGGA